AUGAACAAGGAAGAAAACAAGAAAAAUAUGAAGUGUCAUGUGAAAGGUCAGAGGGGUGCUUCCAGUUUUGAGCUACCACUAGUCAAAUCAAGUUUUGAAUUGGCAAGAAAUUUCAGCAUCAAACUGGAGGAAAGAAAGACCAAACAUGGAAAAAUAUGUGCACCUAUAACAGAACUUGAAACAGAAGUUGAAGCUCUUAGGAACAAAAAAAACCAGCCAUUAACUACUCCACAAUUCAAGUUAUCUAUGUUUGCAGCAACUUCCAACAAAGAGCCUGAGCCAAAGAAAAAUGUUUCAGAUAAUGCAAGUAGGACUAAACUACCUAACACUCAUGCUGAAAAAAGUAUAGAGAGGGAAGUAUCUUUAAAAACAAACAAAGGAUUGAAGAUUCAAGAUCCAAAAGAUCAAUCUUUGAUUUCUAAAAGGAAUCAACCUUUAGUUUCUAAAAUCCAAAAUUCAAAAGGACAGUCUUUGUCUCAAGUUAGAAGAUCUAUGCCUAUGCAUAUUCAGGUUCCAAAUAGGCAAUCCAUGAAAAAGACGGUAAUUGGAGAUGAGUCAAGGGAAAAACAUGAAAUUAACAAUAAGAAUCAACAACAAAAAAAGAAAAUGUUUGGAAAUGACAUUUCAAGGGCAAAAGAUCAACAGAAGAAAAUGGUAGUGGCUGAAGAGGAAUCAAUGGCAAGGCAACAAAGUGCUUGCAAGAAGACAAAAAGAAGUCCUUUGUGCCAAUCAAUGUUAAUUGGUGACUUUCUUGAAAAAAAUGGAAGAGGUGUUGAGAAGGAGAUGGAAAAUUUAAUUGAAGAUGAGGAAAACAUUGUUCUAGAAGAACAAGAACAAGAAGAAAAUGUGGAAUGUGAGGGAGACGCAGAAAAAAAUGGGACAACUAAGAAAAGAACACGGGGACCAACGCGUUGUUUAAAAAUAUAUGCAAGAGAUGUAAAAGACCGUCAAGAAGUUACUCUAGAUGACUUUGGAGAGCCAAUUGGACCUGAUGACCAAACUGUUUCUGACUUAGGCUAUUUCCUCGAAACUAUAGCAAGGAAUGCAAAUUUUUGUCCAUUGAUCUAUACAAAUUUUAAAGAGUUGCUUAAAGAUGAAACAGAUCCUAAGCGUCAUAAUUAUCAUAUUUGGAAAUAUAUUAAUACGAAGUUCAACAUUCCUGAGAGAGGAAAAAAAGCAGUGUAUGCUCGAAUAAACGAUGCUUGGAGACGCCACAAAUACUCUAUCAAGAAAGAUCAUUUUCUAAAGUACUCUAAUAUGAAGGAUAGAUUAAAACACCGUCCAAAGAGCAUAUCUGAAGUUCAUUUCAAGAAAUUGUUAGUAUAUUGGAAAGAUACUCAUAUUCAAGAUAUUAGCCAAAAGAAUGCAGCUAAUAGGAGCAAGCAAAAGUUUAUGCAUCGUGUAGGACCGACAAAUUUUGCUAGAAUUCGUGCAAAAAUGCGGGAAAACAAGGAUGGACAAGAAGUCACUCAUGCUGAGAUGUUUAUUGAAACUCGAAAAAGUCGCAAGGCAAAACAAGUGGAUGAGGAAACCCAAUUUGUGAUUGAUAAACUUCAAGAAUCUAUUGAAACUUCAACUGAAGCUGGAACAUAA
This is a messenger RNA of Lathyrus sativus (Indian pea), 1593 nucleotides long. NCBI's taxonomy places the organism in Eukaryota, Viridiplantae, Streptophyta, Magnoliopsida, Fabales, Fabaceae. The record is from the annotation of a GenBank genome assembly.